This is a messenger RNA of Ceraceosorus bombacis, 802 nucleotides long. NCBI's taxonomy places the organism in Eukaryota, Fungi, Basidiomycota, Exobasidiomycetes, Ceraceosorales, Ceraceosoraceae. The record is from the annotation of a GenBank genome assembly.
GAUGUGAGCGCAGCGUGCGUGCGUGUGUCUGUGUGCGAGAGAGCGCGGUGUUGCUGUCGAGUGUGUCGAUGGAUGUAUGUCGUCGUCGUCUUCUCUUUCCCACUCUUCUUCUGAUUCUUUGUCGUUGUCGUUUUUGUGCGCUGUAGUCGACGCCAGGUCGUCGGUCUAUUCGAGUCUGAGGAGAAAAGUCGAGUUGUAGAGGCAACUCCGACCGCUGGUAUUUGUAGCUUUUGCCGCUUCACGCGAGCAGCGGCGGGAGCACAUUGCGUUCUGCGCGCAUCGUACCUCUUACAGCACUCGCAGCAUCGUGGCAGCGUCGCAGGUCUCGCUGCACAUCCUUCGACUGGCUGGUCGCAAGAGACGAGAACGUCGCUCGAGCUUGGCCGAUCGAUCAACAGCCGACGCACUUUGGAGCUGGCCCAUGAGAUUGCAUCAGCGAUGCAGCAUACAUCCGCCCGCCAGGAGAUCGCAUUGUGAUGUCUACCAGGGGAUGUCUCGCAGCUCGAUUGAUGCCUUGCGAUCGUCGAGAGGCACUGCUUUACUUCAAAUCACUGCGCGAUUAUGGGCGCGUGCAAGCCAUCACCUUCAGUCGAACUUUGAACUUUAAGACGCCGUCCGGUCGGCGUCUGCGCGAUUGGAUGGUGCCCCUGAAAGCAAGCAUUCAAGGUGGCAUCUAAUUCCAGCAGCCAUGUCAGGCAGACGCAUCUCGCGUGAGACGCCUUCCCGUUGAUUAGCAGCUAGUCGAUCAGAGCAUGUAUGCGCCUAUUGACGAACGAUGGACGCGUUCGCCUGCGUCGAAGCC